GUCCUGGUGACCUUCCCCGCGUUUGUGUUUCUCUGCCUGCUUGGUAUACUUCGGUUCCAGCACACGCUCCAUGCCUCCAUCUCGCAUAACCCACGGCUUACACGAAGCGUGAACAAUGUCUCUUAGAUUAUGACGUGUGCAAGGGUGGAUUAGUGGGCGUAUCGUAUGGAGUGUCGUCCGGCUACACGUAAUGCUUCACUUUUCUUUAUUGCCAAGAGUCAAGCUUGUGCGUCAUGGUUAAAUUUGUUUAUGGACAUGAGAGCUUGAUGGAUUGCAAACCAGCAAACAAGGACAUGGAGAUGUGUUGCAGAGUUGAGGAGUUCUCGAUUCAGCUGCAGCCCGCAGCCGGCAGAGGUCAUGAGCAGGGGCCAGACCAUCAGGAAGGCGCGAAGGGCAGGAGUGGCAGGCUCGAGCGGGGAGGCAGACGGCGACGAGUGGUGGAGCCGAGUCUGGGCGCAGCGCCGCCGCCGCCGCACACACAGGAGGAGCGGGGAUCGUAAUUUAUUUAGGGUUCAGGCUUGGUUCGAUAGGAAAAUUGUGGGGAGGCCCCAGAAGUUGGAUUGGGCCAAAAAAAGUUUAAACUGUGCUGAAAAUUUUGGUCGACUAAUACAAUUACCGGGCCUAGGCGAGAUGGACGAAAUUCGGCCGAAAUUUAAUUUUUUUUGGCCGAAAAUGAAGACACGACCCUCACUGCCACCGGCCAUUUUUAUCCGGUGAUGACAAGGAGAACAUGGUGGAAGUAGAGAAAACGCCUAGGGGAGGGGGCGGUAGAGCACCCGAGCUAUCCCUAGGAGCAACUUGAGUACAUUUUAACCUCUUGGAGAGUGCACAAGUAUGAUCGUCAUGCACUGAAAGCCACCAACUAUAAUAUCCAUUCAGCUAUAAUUUAAACACCUCGAGAUUACAACCAUCAUUAGUUGUUCAUCUUAAAAUCAAUGCUAGGCUGCAUGCAUCACUCUGAUGCAAUGCAGAGGCCGGAGGCUAUCCUCCUUUUCAAAAAUAAUAAUAAUCAUAAAUCAAUGUAGACCUAUUUGAAAAAAAAGAAUAACCCGGAGAGAAGAAAAUAUUUGUUUUGUUGACAUGAGGUGGAAGAGAACAUGGUAGAUAAUAAUGGAAAGAGUAGGACAUCCAGAAAUGACAUCUAAUAUAUGUUGGUUCCUGUCUAUGGAACUCAUCAUGCACAACACAAACAAAUGCAACAAACAACAAGACAUCUAUGGAUGAGCUAAAUUAAGCAUGUAAUAUCAUGAUGAUCCGAGCAAUAGCAUGAUGAAUCAUUGAUUUUUUUUAGAGAGAGAACGGACCAUUGAAAUUUCCUAAAUGCUUAAUAGUGCAGCUGCACUAUUAAACAUUUCUGAGCGCUCGCUCUUCCACCUGUUCGAUUAAAAGGUGACCAUAUGAUGGAGACAUAGGAAACAUCAUUUUUUUUGUCAGGACGCGGCCCGCGCAGAGAGGAUAGAGGAAUACUAACACAUGUGGACGCAAGUAUUAACUGCAUGCAUGUACUGAUGUCAUUUCAUUUUAUUCCGUUCAUUUCUUUUUCUAAAAGCUACAACUUUCGAACCGAUUGUCAGGACGAAGAUCCGUUUUCAUCGUUAGGUUUCUCGUGAGGAGCUCUUCAAAACUAGAUCCUAUAGUGCUAUGUUUUGAUGAUUUAAAAAAAAGCAACUUUGAUGCUAGAUGAGGCAACUUUAGUUCUAAUCAGAAGCAACUUUCUUAUACCAUGUGUAUAGUGAAUUUACCUAGUAAGUAUGUUGUAUACAACUUAGAAACCAUGGUAGACAACUUUUUAUCAUAUAUAGGCAACUAGGUAUCAUUGGUAGGCAACUUUAGAAUUACAUGGAGGCAACUUUUAGCACUAAAGGAGGCAACUCGCUUAUCAAGGUAUAUACAACAUAUAUUAUCCAUUCCAUACAUGGCCCUAUAAUCAUGUAUCCAUGUUUUGUAAAUGCAUGGUAAUAUUUUCUCCUAAGUUGUUUACCGUGGUUAUGAUGUUGUUGAUAUAUGUGGACUAAAUUUGAUUAGUGUUAGAAAAAUAAAUAAGAUAAGCAACUUCACUCCAUUUAAAAGCAACUAGUAAACAAUUAUAGGCAACUAAUUAGCAACAGUGAAUAACUUUGAAACAUAGGUAGGUAACAUCACAUCGAUUUUCAUAACCAAUGUUCCUUCUACAAGUGGCAACUUUAGUACUACAAGUGGUAACACUCUUCUAACUUUCUCACUUCUACUUAUAAGUUUCCUAUUGUUGACGCUCUUAUGUCAUUACUUAUAAUUUUCCUAUAAUACUUUGAAGUCGUUUACCAUUGUUGUUGAGGUGUUGUCAUUGCUAGUUAGUUGCUUACCAGGUGUACUAUGGUCAUACAGUUACAUGUCAUUGUUAAUUAGUUGCCUACAAUACCCGAAUAGUUGUUCAUCAUUGUUUCUUAAGUUGUCUAUCUCCGAAGCACAAUGUUAAGAUACUCACUGGUUAUAGUAGGGAACUUAGAUGUGAAACUAGUCAACUUGGCUGUCAUGGUAGCCAACUUAGAAGGUUUUUUUGUUGAUAGACAGUCAUACUGACAAACAAAUAAGAAGUUGCUUUCCUAGAGUACUAAAGUUGCCUCUAUAGCAUCCAAAGUUGCUCGAGAGAAAAAAAUCAUCCAAACCCAUCCAUACGAGAUCUAGUUUUGAAGAGCUUGUCAAAAGAAACCCAACGAUGAAAACGGAUCUGAAUAUUGAUACUCAAAUAAAAAAUUACGACUUUUUAAUUCUUUUGAAACCCCCUAAUAAAUGCACAUGGGACAAGAUCUUAUCCUUUCCGGCUAGAAUCUGCAAGGUAAGUAAGCAAAGGGGGACGGACAUCAUGUGCUUCUCUAACUAAAAGUAGGACUUUCCUUUUCUGGUAGGUGUGCUCGCAGCCUCCGACGAGCGCAGGGGCGCUGUCUAGCCAGGUCCUUGAAAUUCAUAUGCAAUAACUAAUAGCACGAUGAGCUGGGCACUCGAGCACCUCCUUACCAAAAGAUGAUUCUAGUUAUAUAGAAAGUUAAGAUAAGAUCGAUCCUACCGCUUAAUCAGUGUUUCUGAUGCAACGUAUGUCCAGCCAUAAUUUUGCUAUGGAAACAACGUUUCUGAAUGCAACAUCAUGCUGGCUAAAAUGAUGGCCAUGCUCCCAUGUGUAUGGCAUCAUCGCCCGCACAUGGUGUCCAUACCUACCUACUCACCCACGGAUCGGGUGAUGAAGGAGAGCCACCGGACAGGUCGCGCCGGUGGCAGCCCAGCUACUAUUGUCAGAUAGUGGCCCGGCGACAGCAGGCUCGUGAACCUCGUGGGUGCGCGUGGACGGCGACUUGGAAAGCAGUCCGGCCGUGGUCUGGCCAGACAGCCAGUCUCACCGUCGGCACUGCCGUCGGCGGGAAUCCAGGCCUGUUAUUGACGGUGCCGUCAGUGGGAGUGAGUGAUCAGAAACCAAUCUGGAAAGAGCCAAGCCAAUCCACUAUUUAGCCGGCCGGAGCGUCAACGCCAAGAGGGCACACACACACAUGUACUGUACGAGCUAGCUAUAGACCAUAGCUCCGUAGCCUCUCUCGUCCUAACUAGCUGCCAAACCUCACGAGCGUCAUGGCUCGCGGGGACGAGCAUGAGCAUGAGCAUGAGCAUGGCGCGUCGUGUCUGCUGGAGAGCAUCCUGACGGACACGUCGGCGCCGCUGGCGAGGCGCGCGUGGUUGGCGGGGGCGGUCGAGCUCCGGCUGCUGGCGCGGCUGGCGGCGCCGGCGGUGGUGGUGUACAUGAUCAACUUCGUCAUGUCCAUGUCGACGCAGAUCCUGUGCGGCCACUUGGGGACCCUGGAGCUCGCCGCCGCCUCGCUCGGCAACUGCGGCGUCCAGACCUUCGCCUUCGGCCUCAUGCUGGGCAUGGGAAGUGCAGUGGAGACCCUCUGCGGGCAGGCCUACGGUGCCCACAAGUACGACAUGCUCGGAAUCUACCUACAGCGCUCCGUCAUUCUCUUGGGCUUAACCGGCAUACCACUUGCUGUGAUGUACGCUUUCUCGGAGCCACUCCUCUUGUUGAUGGGACAGUCACCCGAGAUAGCCCGUGCCGCAUCGAUCUUCGUGUACGGCCUGAUUCCUCAGAUCUUCGCGUACGCCGUCAACUUCCCCAUUCAGAAAUUUCUGCAGGCCCAGAGCAUCGUCCUGCCGAGUGCUUACAUCUCGACGGCAACACUCAUUCUACAUGUGAUGCUGAGCUGGGUGCUAAUGUACAAGGUCGGCCUUGGGCUGCUCGGUGCCUCGCUGGUGCUGAGUGUGAGCUGGUGGAUUAUCGUCGGAGCGCAAUUUGUGUACAUUGUCGUGAGCCCGACAUGCCGACACACAUGGACGGGAUUCAGUUGGCAGGCCUUCUCCGGUUUGCCGAGCUUCUUCAAACUCUCCGCCGCAUCUGCUGUGAUGUUGUGCCUUGAAACAUGGUACUUUCAGGUGCUUGUGAUCAUUGCUGGAUUGCUCCCCAACCCUGAGAUUGCCCUGGAUUCCCUCUCUGUAUGUAUGACGAUUUAUGGUUGGGUGUUCAUGAUCUCCGUUGGGUUCAAUGCUGCUGCAAGUGUAAGAGUGAGCAAUGAGCUUGGCGCCGGCAACCCCAAGUCUGCAUUUUUCUCUGUGUGGGUCGUGACCGGGCUCUCUGCAACAAUCUCAACCAUCCUUGCUGUUGUGAUCCUCUGCCUCCGCAACCACAUCAGCUACUUGUUCACAGAUGGUGAAGCAGUUUCGGACGCGGUAGCAGAUCUCUGCCCAUUGCUCGCCAUCACACUCGUUCUCGGUGGCAUCCAACCUGUACUGACAGGUGUUGCUGUUGGAUGUGGAUGGCAACAAUUUGUUGCUUACGUGAACGUCGGCUCUUACUACAUUGUAGGCGUUCCACUUGGUGUUGUUCUCGGUUUUUUCUUCAAUCUUGGUGCAAAGGGUAUUUGGGGUGGCUUGAUUGGGGGAACAGCCUUGCAGACGGCCAUUCUGCUGUGGGUCACCAUCAGAACUGACUGGUCCAAAGAGGUAGAGGAGGCACAGAAAAGGUUGAACAAGUGGGACGAGAAGAAACAGCCUCUCCUUGCAGGGUUCAACGAUAAUGACAAAUAAGUGGACCAGUCUAGAUGUGUGUUUCACUUGAACGAUGCAGAAGUGUGCUGGCUAUGAGACUCACAGUCUUCGUGGGUGUGAGUGGCUGAAUUCAGGUCCCUUGAUUCUCGUGUAGAUUAUCAGAGAGUUUCUGUCUCAAUUUUUGGUGGACAAGCCAGUGAUGGGCUUGUUAGUAUAUAUACGGUAGGCUUGGUUAGCAUGUUACAUCUUUCUUUUGUCCAAUUGUCUUUAAGUUAUGUGUUUCUCCUUCUUUCUUGGGAGACCAUUAUUUGGCGUCUUUGUGAUUAGCUUUGGCAUGAUGCAGAAGCGGGUAAUUAAAAGGGUGUGAAGUUUUGGACAGGAGCCCGGAAUUUGGAAUUUGGAAAUCAUGUGAAAAUGCUAUUUUAUAGUACUAGACAAUUUCUCCGCAUUGCUAAGGGUUAUAAAUAUUCUAGUAUGUUAGCCCGUGAUUUACCCUCCCAUGUUACUGUGAUUGUGUAAAUGAAGUAGGCUUUUGUUUGAUAAACACUCAUUUGGUAACUUUGUUGACUUAUCAGAUAAAACACAAUUUUAUUUUA
Molecule: messenger RNA, 5660 nt
Organism: Triticum aestivum (bread wheat)
Lineage: Eukaryota; Viridiplantae; Streptophyta; Magnoliopsida; Poales; Poaceae
Product: protein DETOXIFICATION 40
Exons: 7
Coding region: 3598-5103 (501 amino acids)
Biological process (GO): xenobiotic detoxification by transmembrane export across the plasma membrane
Cellular component (GO): membrane
Molecular function (GO): antiporter activity; xenobiotic transmembrane transporter activity
Source: RefSeq, a predicted model, not a curated record